Molecule: messenger RNA, 1562 nt
Organism: Acaulospora colombiana
Lineage: Eukaryota; Fungi; Glomeromycota; Glomeromycetes; Diversisporales; Acaulosporaceae
Source: the annotation of a GenBank genome assembly
AUGGCCGGUAGGCCAAGCAAUACAACAUCUCCGGAAAGGGUGAAACAAACCGCUAUCGACUCUUUCAACUCCUACCAGUCUUUUAUUUUGACGCCCCAAGACCUAUGCUGGGUCGCGUUGGUCGUAGGGAUCCUGGCACACUCCGAUAAAUAUCCAGCAGAGUCUGUAUAUAAAGUACUCCAGAUUCUCUUGAGAGAAGCACAAAAUGACAUAAUACAAGGGGUGGACACGACAAAGAAUGCAAUGGGGGAUGAAAAUGAAGCAGAUAUGAGAUCAAACUUGUCCCAAUAUGUGAGGAUGUUCUGCCUCAGAAUGGAAUAUACUCAUGCAAGACUAGAUUACGAACAUGAGAGAUCCAGUCCAACUUCAUCAAAACAUGACAGGGUUACAGAAGUUCAAUAUAAUGGGAAGCCAGGCCAUGGGAUCGCCGUGGUUAGUCCAUCUGCAAUUGCUGGUCGAUUAGCACUGACCCUAAUAAAGCACAAGAAGUCGUUUCUAGGAAUACGACUGAGGCGUUGUAGAUUGGCAUAUCUCAAGCUCUCUGAGGCGGCACUUCAGCGUUUACAUCGGAGUUUUGUGCGAUGGCUCGAUGGUGUUCCCGAUGGAAACGACUUCAGUAACGACAUCGUGGAAAGACGUGAGUUCGCAUAUUUAGAUCCCAACUAUCUACUGAAAGAAAGAAAAGCUGGGUAUACACUUGUUAGAACCAGCAUAGACGAUUCCAGCCAUCCCAUCACAGAUGCGUAUGAAAGAUUUGAAUUUGAACAGCAUACUGGAAAUAUCUCAGGGGCCGUAGAAAACCUUCGAAGGUAUUUUGACCAACGAUUCCACAAUGGACGACAACCACCCAGGCAGCAUGCACUGAAUGCUCUUGCACACCAUCACUUUGCGACAGGAGACGUUGAGGCGGCUCGCCUAGUAUCUCCGCCCAUCUUCUACGAUGACACGGAUGGUCGCCGGGCACGUAAAGCGAUGGAGGAGCGAGAAAAAGUUGACUCGAAAUUGGAUAUCAAAGUUCCAGGGAAAUAUUCCGUAAUUCAAAUCGGAACAUCACCUCUUGACAUGCUUUUUGAUGUUCGGCUGGGAGUCAGGAAGCGAUUUGAAGCUACGGGGUGUUUGGAUGUUUCCCCAAGCUUGCCUCUCGCACCUUUGAAUACACAGUGGCAAAUUUGGGCCAUGGAUGCAUUAUUGUGGCGAUUGAGCGGUAAGAUAUAUCACAAUCUCAUUACCUAUUCACUAAAUAUUUGUCCUGUAGGUAUUUCGAAAAUAGCUGAUAUUGGGGACAAAAUCGUUUUGUCGAAUACGCGGAAAGGUGAAGACAUUAGACUAUACAGCAUAUGCACCAGAGCAAGGCGUUUGUUUCAAAAAGCGCAAUACAUGGCUGCGUUCGGGUUGUUAUUGUCCUGUGAUACGUGGAGCAGAAUGAAUAUGGCCCAAUACUCCUACUGGUCUUGCGAGAUUUGGCACCUGAUGUGGGACAUUGCAACCAGAAGAGGUCAAGAGAAGUUUAAGCGUGAAUACUUGGCAUCUCGCAAGCCCUCCUUUUCUCAAGCGGAUGGCUG